This is a messenger RNA of Blepharisma stoltei, 1175 nucleotides long. Lineage: Eukaryota; Ciliophora; Heterotrichea; Heterotrichida; Blepharismidae. The record is from the annotation of a GenBank genome assembly.
AUGAUGAUAAAUAAAUUGCACAAUUCUAACUUCAUACAAGUUUUAAUUAAAAAAGCCAUUAAUGAUAUGAUAAAAUUUAUACCAGAAUUAUUUUUUAGUCUAAGAAAAAUUAUUUUUAACUCCCCCCCCAUCCUUGAUCGAACGAUUGACUGUAAAAAUUCCUAAAAAUUGGGGAAAUUAACCCCCAUCCUUGAUCGAACGAUUUUAAUAUCAUGACAAUUUUUUAUAUAUAUAAAAAUAUAUUAGUUAUCAAAAGCUUGGGAAGAUGUACAUAAUGAAGUUGUUUUCAGAGACUUUAAGACGACAGAAAGCUUCGGAAUCAACUAUCUGAAGUGAUUUAAUCAUCAACCUAGGCUUAAAAACUCAAUAAUCUAAUAAAAUACAGAUUCUUUAAAAUUUUUAAAAAAAAAAAUUUAAUUUAAUAACUCCCCCCCUCCGUGAGUGAACAAAACCAUUAGAAAAAUCGCUAUUUUUUGCCCAAAAACCCACCCUCCGUGAGUGAACAAAAAUUUUUUUAAUAGAAAAAUUUUUUAUGGAAAAAAUUUUUGAUAUAUAAAUGAUAAUCAGUAUAAUGAAAUCUAGAGCUAAUUCUGUUUAAUUUUAAACGAAUUGCUUUUUAAAACAUAAAUUUUAUAAAUAAAAUUAAUAUUUGCUUUCAAAUUUUUGCGAAUUAGGAUUUUUUUAAAUUUCGAAAAAAAAUAUUUUUUAUAAAAUUUAUUUAUAAAUUUUUUUUGAAAAAAAAAAAAAUAAACCCCCCUCCGUGAGUGAACAAAAUUUUUUUGUUCACUCACGGAGGGGGGGGAGUAAGGAACAAAUUAAAAUUUAUACAGUUUAAAGGGGUAACUAAUAAAUCAAAAAUAUUAAAAAUUUGUAUUUUUAUGAAAUUAAUUCGAUUUUUUGCUGUAAAAAUAAUUAUUAAAUACUCUUUAACCCUCUUAUUUAAAAGUAAAAAAAAUAUAUAUAUAUAUAUAUUUUUUAUUUUAUAUAUAAAAUUUUUGUCCCAAAACAUUUUUUUUUAGCCCCCAUCCUUGAUCGAACGAUGGCGAGUCGUUCGAUCAAGGAUGGGGGGGAGUAAGCAUUUUUUAAUGAUAGAUGCCAUUCAAAGGAUCUUAUUAAAAUCUUCCUCAAAUAUCAGACAUAAAUUUGCUAAAUAUACUGAAACUAAUGUGAUUUAA